This is a messenger RNA of Anopheles funestus (African malaria mosquito), 2005 nucleotides long. RefSeq lists its product as uncharacterized. The transcript is spliced from 3 exons. Lineage: Eukaryota; Metazoa; Arthropoda; Insecta; Diptera; Culicidae. Bases 204 to 755 code for a protein of 183 amino acids. The record is from RefSeq and is a predicted model, not a curated record.
UUUUUUCCUCUCCAGUAAUGCAUUAAAAUAUUACAUUGAUAAUAGCAUAUGGGCAAACCGUGUAAGUUUUAAUUGCUACUUUCAUGCUCGAAUAAUUUUAAGUAAGACCAUGUCGAACGGAAUUAUCCAAUUACUCUCGGUGUCAAUAUCAUGAUAAAACCACCCACUGGCCUGUCGAUUGUUACCCAUAUAUAUACGGCUAAAUGGAAACUUCCGAGCAGAACAGAUACAGCAAAACUUCCAAAAUAACCUUUUCAACUAUGAGGACCUCAAUUGCACUAUUAAUCCUUAGCGCGUUGAUCCUUGCGUCGGCAGCGGAAAUCGGAACAGCCCAUCCGAAGGAAAAACGAGCCGCUAGUGACCAGGCAAAUGCAGUCGUGGAGAAAAUCAUAGAGAAAGGUAUGGUCUUUGCCGGUACGGUUGUGGAAAAGUUGAAAAAUAGUGAAGUGGCUCGGAAAAUGCUCGGAAAAGUGUUGGGAGGAAUGGGCGAUCAGCGAGGAAAGCGCUCGAUUCAGAUCGAUGCCGCGGUCACAAACUACAAUACGGCCCACUUCCAGAAGCUUGAGCUACAUAAAACCCUCACUAAUGAUGCCAGUAAAAAUAGCCGCACAACCUGUCCAAUCGGUCAGAACGAGAUGAACUUUAUUGAAACCGUUUUCAUUGCUGUGCAGCAUGCUCUAGGUGAGGUUAAUAAGGUUAUCAACGGACAAAAGGUAGCUUUUCACGUUCCGAAGCCAACAUUUAUUGCUACGUAAAUGAAAUAUUAUACAUAAGCGAAUCCUUUAUGAACAAAUAAAAUCGCUCUAUUCUGCUACAUAUCUCUGGCAUAAUCUGGCUUAAGUUUCUAUAAUUAUGGCCGAGUAUUUAGAUACAGGCAAAUUAAUAAAUCUAGAAAUAAAAGAAUAAUUGAACAUAUAAAUCAAUUUAAAAAUUAGUUGAAUAAUAUCAAAUCUAACAAAGUCAAGUUUCGAUUGAAUAAUUAAAUAAUCAGUUUAGUAAAAAAGAAGAAGUAAGUUGUACCAUAUAAAUAAUACAAAAUAAUCUCAUAAAAUAUGAAACAACCAAUAGGAAAAUGUUAUCAUUCAGAUACUAUUAAAACACUUCCCUUGCAAGUAGUACUUUGCCAAUUGUAGUCGAAUAUACAUAUUCAUGCAUACAGCAAUAUCUUCUGUGAAACUUAUUAUCCCACAGAGUUAACAAAGUAUUUCAUCACUCAGCUAAUCGAUCACAACAGAUAAAAUGUUUUCCCAUGAGAUGCUCAUUACAUUUAUUCCUUCGGGAAACAUUUUUCCCAAGCAGCCAAACAGUUAGCUUUUCCAACAAGGGCUAGGGUUGUCACGCGUUACGGUGACGAUUCAAAAAAAAAUCAGGCACAAAAAAAUUGCUGAUUUGAUUUUCCUAACCGUCAUCGGAUAUUUUAUACGAGACAUAAAAAGUGGAAGGUUUUGCGCAUCAUACACCCUUGAAAUAUGUGUAAUCGAAUCCGAUUUAAAGUAUCGUUAACGUAGCCAUGAGUCAUUCUUCAACAAUCGUGUAAAGGCUAAUUAUGCGCAAUGGGAAUUAUAUGAUACGAGAUCGAAAAUGUACUCACCAUCCAUCGAACAUAUUUUAUAAAAGCGUAACGAGGAAAGCAACCAAACGGCGAUUUAACCUACUCUUGACAUUAGUAAUGACGUGUAGUAGUCUACGUCACAUGAUUCGAUUUUUUCCAUAAAAAAUAUAUUUUUUAUCUAAUGCAAUCUGCAGGAAAAGGACAAAUUUGCUAAUAAUAAAAACAUGAGGUCAUUUUAUUGUUUAAAAAUAAUUAAAACAUAUAAACUUUGAUAUAGACUGUUCUGGCAAGGGAACUAUAACUUGGCCCACUAAGCACACCAAUAUCUAGCCGGAAGCGUGUUGCCCCCGAUUGUCGGUUGUAGAGAGGGUUGCAAAGUAAUGCUAUCUGCAGGAAAACGGCAACAUAUGUAGGUUCAAAAAAGCUGGAUGGUGGAUGGUGGAUCAAAAAAGC